Molecule: messenger RNA, 1302 nt
Organism: Phytophthora sojae
Lineage: Eukaryota; Oomycota; Peronosporomycetes; Peronosporales; Peronosporaceae
Exons: 1
Coding region: 1-1302 (433 amino acids)
Cellular component (GO): cytoplasm
Molecular function (GO): imidazolonepropionase activity
Source: RefSeq, a predicted model, not a curated record
AUGAGCUCCUUCCGCCUGCGCAUUGCCAACGCGCGCCAGAUCGUGCAGGUCUGCGCGCACGGCGAACUGUUCAAGGCCGGCGCCGCCCAGAAGGACCUGGCCGUGCUCGAGAACGCGUCGCUGGUCGUGGACCUGGCCGGCAAGAUCGCGUCCGUCGGCCCCGCUGCGGACGUGGAGAAGUGGCUGAGCGCUCAGCCGCAGCCCGUGACCUUCGAGAAGGAUGUGGACGCCCGUGACAUGGUGGUGCUGCCUGGCUUUGUGGACGCGCACACGCACCCGGUGUGGAGCGGCAACCGCGUCAACGAGUUCGCCAUGAAGCUGGCCGGCGCCACGUACAUGGAAGUGCACGAGAGUGGCGGCGGUAUCAAUAACACUGUGCGCCACACCAAGAAGAGCUCGGAGGCCGAGCUGUCGGCGCUGCUGCGGACGCGUCUGGACCGCAUGCUGCGUUGCGGCACCACGCUCAUCGAGGCCAAAAGCGGCUACGGACUGGAGACCGACACGGAGCUCAAGAUGCUGCGCGUGCUGCACGCUGCGUCCACGGAUGAUGACGCGCACCCGGUCGAGAUUGUGUCCAACUACCUGGGUGGCCACUCGGUUCCGGACGGAAUGACGGCUGCCGCUGCUACGGACGACAUUGUGAACAAGCAGAUCCCGGCACUCGUGCAGGCCAAGAAGGACGGCCACAUUUCGCCCGAGUUCAUCGACGUUUUCUGCGAGAAGGGCGUGUUCGAGCACGACGACACUCGUCGCAUCUUGGAGGCUGGCAAGAAGGCCGGACUGGAGAUCAACUUCCACGGAGACGAGAUGCACCCCAUGCAGUCCGGCACAAUGGCUGCCGAUCUGGGCGCUCGUGCCAUCUCUCACUGUGAGAUGCUGACGCCCGAGGAUCUUCAGGCUAUGGCUGCCCACAAGCCGGAGCCUGUGUUCGCCGUGCUGCUGCCGACGACCAAGUUCAUCCUCAAGCUGCCCAACCCUCCGGCUCGUGACAUGAUCGCUGCUGGUGUCCCCGUGGCUCUCGGCAGUGACUACAACCCGAACGCACACUGCCUCUCCAUGGCGUUGACCAUGAACAUGGCCUGCGUGCAGUUCGGCAUGACCAUGACGGAAGCUCUCGUGGGCGCAACCAUCAAUGCUGCUGCGUCGAUCAACCGUUCGGCUACCCACGGCAGUCUGGAAGUUGGCAAGCAGGGUGACUUGGUGCUGAUGCGCGCGAACCAGUGGGAGCAGAUCAUCUACGAAAUGGGCGACCCUCCCAUCGAGCACGUGGUCAAGAAGGGUGUCUUCUACCCCACCCACUGA